CAUUGAUUCACAUGGACCCAAAACUGGUGAAGAGAUCCCUUGAGUUGAGUCUGAAGAACUUGCAGUUAUCAUAUGUAGAUCUGUAUCUCGUUCACCUUCAUAUACCUCUAGUAUACGAUGGUGACGACACCAAUGUCUCUCCCAAAAACGAAGCCGGAAACUGGAAUGCAGCAGACAAGUGGGAUCUGUUGGGAACUUGGAAGGCAAUGGAGGAACUUGUAGACCAGGGAUUGACCAAUUCUAUUGGAGUGUCUAACUUCAGUAUCUCGCAAGUUGAAAGAAUCUGCAAGGUGGCCAAGCACAAACCUGUUACAAACCAAAUGGAAAGUCACAUAUUUCUCCCACAGACAGAUUUGUUUGAGGCUUGUAAGAAGCACAGAGUAACAAUUACAGAGUAUUCUCCACUCGGUUCUCCAGGAAGACCGGCGGAAAUUAAAAAAGCAGACGAUCCUGUUGUCUUAGAAGAUCCUGUCAUCGUGAAAUUAACCAAAAUAUAUGGGAAAACUCCAGCUCAGAGUCCAAAAGAUGAGGUUAAGGCAGCCGUACGGGCUGCUUUGGAUGCUGAUUACAGACACAUUGACACGGCCUACAAUUAUAUGAAUGAAGAUGCAAUUGGAGAGGUUCUGCAGGAAUACAUAAAGAGUGGAAAAGUGAAAAGAGAGGAAUUGUUUAUUGUUACUAAGCUUCCAAUGAUUCAUAUGGACCCAAAAUUGGUAAAGAGAUCCCUUGAGUUGAGCCUGAAGAAUCUGCAGUUAUCAUAUGUAGAUCUGUACCUUGUUCAUUUCCCUAUACCUCUAGUGUACGAGGGGGACGACACCAACGUCUUCCCCCAAAAUGAGGCCGGAGGCUGGAGGGCAGCUGACAAAUGGGAUCUGAUAGGAACAUGGAAGGCAAUGGAGGAACUUGUAGACCUGGGGUUGACAAAAUGUAUUGGAGUUUCUAACUUUAGUAUCUCACAAGUUGAAAGAAUCUGCGAAGUGGCUAAGCACAAGCCCGUUACAAACCAAGUCGAAUGCCACAUAUAUCUUCCACAGAAAGAUUUAUUUGAGGCUUGUAAGAAGCAUGGAAUAACAAUUACAGCAUAUUCGCCAUUCGGUUCUCCAGGCAGACCUGCUUUUAUUAAACAAGCAAGCGAUCCUGUUGUCUUAGAAGACCCUGUCAUCUUGAAAAUAGCAAAGAAAUAUGGUAAAACUCCAGCGCAGGUUGUUCUCCGAAAUCUCAUCCAAAGAGGUAUGAUUGUGAUUCCAAAGAGUACAAAUCCAGAGAGAAUUCGUAGCAAUUUCCAGGUUUUUGAUUUUUCUCUAUCAAAAGAGGACAUGGAAGAGAUUGACAAGAUUAAAACUAGACUCCGCUACUUCGAUAGUAUGGGUGUGAUGUUUAAGGAUCACCCAGAACGUCCCUGGUGAAGUUAACAAACCAAAUGAAUGUAAAUUGCAUUAUUUCUGCAAAUCGUACUUGGACUUUCAAAAAAAGAGACCUAAUGACAGUCCAUUUCAUCUUCAUUUUUUUAAAUUUUGAAUUGGAAUUGUGUGAUAAUUUCUAAUAGAAAUAGGUUUAAGAUGUGUGAGUUGAUUGUUUUAAUAUCCAUGAAUAAUUUAACCUCUGAUACACGUAGAGCUGUCCUAGUUUGCCUAUAUUUGAUUAUUCAUGGUGUGUUCUUAACAAAGAGAAAUUAGAACUUGUACACUGUAUAUCGAAAAUGUUUUAGUAAAAAUGCUGAACUAAA
Messenger RNA from Saccostrea echinata, 1726 nucleotides. Its product is annotated as aldo-keto reductase family 1 member B10-like. The transcript has 14 exons. Lineage: Eukaryota; Metazoa; Mollusca; Bivalvia; Ostreida; Ostreidae. Gene Ontology annotation, molecular function: aldose reductase (NADPH) activity. The coding region runs from base 12 to 1406 and encodes 464 amino acids. The record is from RefSeq and is a predicted model, not a curated record. Gene Ontology annotation, cellular component: cytosol.